AGAUGGUUCUGCGCAUGACCACACGUGUAUCGCUUGCUGCUGAACCUUGCUGUGCAGGAGGCCUGGGUCCAGGGAUUGCGGCAGCCCUCGGACAUGUUACCUUUCUCUUUACGGCGCUUGGCCCAGCCUCUUCGGAGACUCAGCCAUGUUCGGGCCCAGCACACAAAGACUUUAUCUCAGGCUGGAAACCAUUCAUGGACUGGACAGGAAAGUCUUGCAGAAGGUGACCCUGAAAUGUGGGAUCUCGUACAGAAAGAAAAAGAUCGGCAAUGCCGUGGGCUGGAGAUGAUUGCCUCCGAGAACUUCUGUAGCCGGGCAGCCCUGGAAGCCCUUGGUUCCUGUCUCAACAACAAGUAUUCUGAGGGUUACCCAGGAAAGAGGUAUUAUGGUGGAGCUGAAGUUGUUGACCAGAUAGAGUUGCUCUGCCAGCAGAGAGCACUGGAUGCCUUCAAUCUGGACCCCAAAAAAUGGGGAGUGAAUGUACAGCCUUAUUCUGGUUCUCCAGCUAACUUUGCAGCAUACACCGCUCUCCUUCAACCACAUGAUCGCCUCAUGGGACUUGAUCUUCCUGAUGGAGGCCAUCUUACUCAUGGAUACAUGUCUGACGUGAAACGCAUCUCUGCUACCUCAAUAUAUUUUGAGUCCAUGCCUUAUAAACUAAACCAAGCAACAGGACUAAUUGACUAUGACCAGCUGGAAAUCACUGCGCGUCUUUUCCGGCCAAAGCUUAUCAUCGCUGGAACAAGUGCAUAUGCACGCCUGAUUGACUAUGCCAGGAUGAGAAAGGUGUGUGAUGAAGUGAAGGCUUAUUUAUUGGCAGACAUGGCCCACAUAAGUGGCCUUGUAGCAGCUGGAGCCAUUCCAUCUCCUUUUGACCACUCUGAUGUUGUCACCUCCACGACACACAAGACUCUACGAGGAGCCAGAUCCGGGCUGAUAUUUUACCGAAAAGGAGUUAAAUCUGUUGAUAAGAAGACUGGAAAAGAAAUACUCUACAACUUUGAAGAUAAAAUAAACUUCUCCGUGUUCCCUUCAAUCCAGGGUGGACCUCACAAUCAUGCAAUUGCUGCUGUUGCUGUGGCUUUAAAGCAGGCCAGUUCACCUAUGUUCCGAGAUUAUGCCAUUCAGGUCUUGAAGAAUGCCAAAUCUAUGGCUACAGCUUUGUUGAAGAAGGGUUACACGCUUGUAUCCGGAGGAACCGAUAACCACCUGGUUCUGGUAGAUCUAAGGCCUAAAGGCAUAGAUGGAGCACGAGCAGAGAGGGUGCUGGAACUUGUGUCCAUAACGGCCAACAAAAACACCUGCCCUGGCGAUAAAAGCGCCCUUACACCUGGUGGACUUCGACUGGGUGCUCCUGCUUUAACAUCACGAUGUUUCAAAGAAGCAGAUUUCGAAAAAGUAGUGGAUUUUAUUGAUGAAGGAAUCCAAAUUGGACUCUCUGUGAAGCAAAAGACAAACAAGCUUCAAGAUUUUAAGAACUUUCUUCUCGAGGACCAACAAACUGUAAAACAAAUCGCAGACUUACGACAAAGAGUGGAAAAGUUUGCCAGGGCCUUCCCUAUGCCAGGAUUUGAGGAACGCUAGAUGGAUGGUGGAAAGAAAGUUGAAACAAACAAUCUUGCUUGAAUAUGCAUUUUUGUACAGCCUAGUUAAUUUUAGUUUUUUUUUCUUUUUUUUGCCCCAUAACUUCUUCUAUUUUCUGCACUUUUCAGUUUGUGACCAACUCCCUUCCACUAUAGGUUUCCCAGCCAAUUGUACCAUACAUUACAAAACCAUUAUAGAACUGAUUGAGUGAACAAGCUAUGAUGGUGAUCUCCAUGGUCUUGUCUAACGACUGUCAAUAAAAGCAAUAAAACAG
Messenger RNA from Pelobates fuscus (common spadefoot toad), 1858 nucleotides. It is a transcript of the gene SHMT2, whose product is annotated as serine hydroxymethyltransferase 2. Bases 94 to 1584 code for a protein of 496 amino acids. Gene Ontology annotation, biological process: tetrahydrofolate interconversion; regulation of oxidative phosphorylation; L-serine catabolic process. The record is from RefSeq and is a predicted model, not a curated record. The transcript has 12 exons. Gene Ontology annotation, molecular function: cobalt ion binding; glycine hydroxymethyltransferase activity; zinc ion binding. Gene Ontology annotation, cellular component: cytoplasm; mitochondrial inner membrane; mitochondrial matrix. NCBI's taxonomy places the organism in Eukaryota, Metazoa, Chordata, Amphibia, Anura, Pelobatidae.